CCCCGCCGAGGCCCCGCCCCUCGCUGCGCCCAUGGCGGGGCUCGCGCACGUCCUCGUGCACGUGCGGCGCGGGGGGGUGGGGGGCCCCGCGCGGUUCGGCCAGAGCGUCACCGGCGCCUUCUGCCCCCCGCACGCGGACGCGGCGGCGGUGAGCUGCGGCCUGGAGCGCGGCCGCCUCGUCCUCUCCGACGCCGCCUUCCCCGGCUCCGCCGAAACCAUCCUCGAGAGACCCCGCUCGUGCCCCGCCAAGCUGCUGGGGCGGCAGCCGGCGGCCGCCGGCACGCCGGGGGACUGCGGGGUGACCGCCGGCGUGGCCGUGCUGCUGCAAGCCAGCACCCGCCGCGUCCUGCUCACGCGCCGCGCCGCCGCCCUCGCCGUCUUCCCCGACGUCUGGGUGCCGCCCGGUGGGCACGCGGAGCCGGGCGAAGAGCUGCUGGACACGGGGCUGCGGGAGCUGGAGGAGGAGACGGGCCUGCGCCUGGAAGCCGGCACCUUCUCCUGGAGGAUGCUCGGCCUCUGGGAGUCCGUCUACCCGCCCGCGCUGAGCCAGGGGCUGCCGCGGCGCCACCACGUCGUCUGCUACCUGCUGCUCCGCUCCGCCGAGAGCCACGAGCGGCUGCAGGCCAGGAUGCGUCCCAACGGGAGCGAGGUGAGCGCCUACGCGUGGCUGGAGCCCCCCGUGCUGGAGCGCAUCAUCGCCGAGGACGGAGCCGGCGGCGCAGGAGCCGUCCCCGGCGCCCUGCCGGCCACGCUCAGCAUCACGGAGCUGCGCGGCGGCUCAGCCCGCGCCGCCGAGGUCCCUACCGCCACCUUCCUGAACGCGGCGCCGGGCGGAGGGGAGGACGGCGAGCGGGUCGGCGCCGGCACCAGGUUCGCCCUGCGGCUCUGGCUGGAGGCGGGCAGGGAGCCGGGGCCGGUCGGGCCCUAGGGCGGCGGCGGGCCGCUCCGGGAGCCGCCGGCGCGGGGAGACGAAUAAAGUUGCUUCUCGCCGGGGA
This is a messenger RNA of Rhea pennata, 995 nucleotides long. RefSeq names its product nudix hydrolase 17 (gene NUDT17). Gene Ontology annotation, cellular component: peroxisome; cytosol. Gene Ontology annotation, molecular function: NADH pyrophosphatase activity. NCBI's taxonomy places the organism in Eukaryota, Metazoa, Chordata, Aves, Rheiformes, Rheidae. Bases 32 to 928 code for a protein of 298 amino acids. The transcript has 8 exons. The record is from RefSeq and is a predicted model, not a curated record. Gene Ontology annotation, biological process: NADP+ catabolic process; NAD+ catabolic process.